GAGCUCAACGCCCGCAAUCACAGUUCAGUGUUCCUCUCUCUCUCUUCCAUCUCCACACUUCUCUCCUCGAAUAUUCGCUCCUUCUUCUUCGUCUUCUUCAAUAAUACAGCAUCUGCUUCUGCUUCUGCUUCAUCAUCAAGUAGGAGUAGCAGCAGCGAGAAAAAGAGAUGGCGGGGAAUGAUUGGUUAAACAGUUACCUAGAGGCCAUACUGGACGUUGGCCCCGGUCUCGAAGAUGCCAAGUCCUCCCUCCUCCUCCGUGAGAGAGGCAGGUUUAGUCCAACUCGCUACUUCGUUGAGGAGGUUAUCGGCUUCGACGAGACCGAUCUCUACCGCUCCUGGGUUCGGGCUUCUUCUACCAGGAGCCCUCAGGAGCGCAACACCAGAUUGGAGAACAUGUGCUGGAGGAUUUGGAACCUCGCUCGCCAGAAGAAGCAGCUGGAGAGUGAGACUGCGCAGAGAGUCAACAAGCGCCGCCUCGAGCGCGAGAGAGGCCGCAGGGAAGCCACUGCUGAUAUGUCUGAGGACUUGUCUGAAGGCGAGAAGGGAGAUCCGGUCAGCGACAUCUCCACUCACGGCGGCGAAUCCAACAAGGCUAGGUUGCCUAGGAUCAGCUCCGCCGAUGCCAUGGAGGCCUGGGCCAACUCUCAGAAGGGAAAGAAGCUCUACAUUGUACUCAUAAGCAUUCACGGGUUGAUUCGAGGAGAGAAUAUGGAGUUGGGACGUGAUUCUGAUACCGGUGGUCAAGUUAAAUAUGUCGUGGAACUAGCGAGGGCCUUGGGAUCGAUGCCAGGAGUUUACCGGGUUGAUUUACUGACUAGACAAGUGUCCGCACCCGAUGUGGAUAGCAGUUAUGGGGAGCCAACGGAAAUGUUGUCUCCAAGAAACAACAAUGAUUUAGAAGAUGAGAUGGGAGAGAGCAGUGGUUCUUAUAUCAUCCGUAUUCCCUUUGGUCCAAGAGAUAAAUACAUUCCAAAAGAAAAUCUCUGGCCUUACAUUCCGGAAUUUGUUGAUGGAGCACUUAACCACAUUAUACAGAUGUCCAAAUCUCUUGGGGAGCAAAUUGGUAGUGGCCAUGCUGUCUGGCCGGUUGCUAUCCAUGGGCAUUAUGCAGAUGCUGGUGACUCUACUGCUCUUCUAUCUGGUGCUUUAAAUGUUCCAAUGCUUUUUACCGGCCACUCGCUCGGUCGAGAUAAGUUGGAACAGCUUUUAAAACAAGGCCGACUAUCAAGGGAUGAAAUAAACUCAACUUACAAGAUUAUGCGUAGGAUAGAAGCUGAAGAAUUAUCCCUUGAUUCUUCUGAAAUAGUCAUAACAAGCACCAGGCAGGAAAUAGAAGAGCAAUGGCGCUUGUAUGAUGGUUUUGAUCCGGUACUGGAGCGUAAACUACGAGCAAGGAUCCGGCGUAAUGUGAGCUGUUAUGGAAGAUUCAUGCCUCGCAUGGCGAUUAUUCCACCUGGUAUGGAGUUCCAUCAUAUUGCUCCCCAAGAUGGUGAUUUAGAUGGUGAACUAGAAGGGAAUUUGGACCAUCCUGCUCCCCAAGAUCCACCUAUUUGGUCUGAGAUAAUGCGUUUCUUUACCAACCCUCGCAAACCAAUGAUACUUGCCCUGGCUAGACCAGAUCCUAAAAAGAACAUCACAACUUUGGUGAAAGCAUUUGGAGAAUGUCGCCCUCUUCGCGAGCUUGCUAAUCUUACAUUAAUUAUGGGUAACCGAGAGGGAAUUGAUGAAAUGUCAAGCACAAAUGCAUCUGUUCUUCUUUCAGUUCUAAAGUUGAUUGACAAGUAUGAUCUAUAUGGGCAAGUUGCAUAUCCUAAACACCACAAACAAUAUGAAGUUCCUGACAUAUAUCGUCUAGCAGCAAAGACAAAGGGUGUUUUCAUUAAUCCAGCUUUCAUCGAGCCAUUUGGUCUUACCUUAAUUGAGGCAGCUGCUUAUGGUUUGCCAAUUGUUGCAACUAAAAAUGGAGGUCCUGUUGAUAUUCAUCGGGUACUUGACAAUGGUUUGCUUGUAGAUCCUCAUGAUCAGCAGUCUAUUGCAGAUGCUCUUUUGAAGCUUGUCAGCAACAAGCAACUUUGGGCAAAAUGUAGACACAAUGGAUUGAAGAAUAUUCAUUUAUUUUCGUGGCCAGAGCAUUGCAAGAACUACUUGUCUAAAAUAGCCACUUGCAAACCAAGACAUCCACAGUGGCUGCGAAGUGAGGAUGGAGGAGAAAGUUCGGAAUCCGAGUCACCUGGUGAUUCCCUGAGAGAUAUACAGGAUUUAUCUCUAAAUCUGAAGUUUUCAUUGGAUGGAGAGAAGAGUGGUGGUAGUGGAAAUGAUAGUUCUUUAGAUCCUGAUGGAAAUGCUGCUGAUAGAAAUACAAGGUUGGAGAAUGCUGUUUUGUCAUGGUCAAAGGGUAUAUCUAAGGACGUACGCAAGGGUGGGGCUACAGAAAGAUCAGAUCAAAAUACAAAUGCUGGUAAAUUUCCACCAUUGAGGAGAAGGAAGCAUCUCUUUGUCAUUGCUGUGGAUUGUGAUAAUGCUUCAGAUCUUCUUGAAACCACUAAAACAAUAUUUGAGGCUGCCAAAAAGGAGAAAGCUGAAGGCUCUGUUGGGUUCAUACUGUCAACAUCCUCAACCAUGUCAGAGAUACAAUCAUUUCUGGUAUCGGGUGGCUUGAGCCCCAGUGAUUUUGAUGCUUAUAUUUGUAACAGUGGCAGUGAUCUCUACUAUCCAUCACUCAAUCCUGAGGACCGCCCAUUUGUGGGUGACUUGUACUACCACUCUCAUAUUGAAUACCGAUGGGGAGGAGAAGGGUUGAGGAAGACUUUAGUGCGUUGGGCAGCUUCAAUAACUGAAAAGAAGGGGGAGAAUGAUGAACAAAUUGUUAGUCCAUCGGAACAGCUUUCUACUGACUACUGUUAUGCUUUCAAAGUGCAAAAGCCAGGGAAGGCUCCCCCAGUGAAGGAGCUUCGUAAGUUGUUGAGAAUCCAAGCCCUCCGUUGUCAUCCUAUAUAUUGCCAAAAUGGGACAAGACUGAAUGUUAUACCAGUAUUAGCAUCUCGUUCCCAAGCCCUUAGAUACCUUUAUGUUCGAUGGGGUUUCGAACUGUCAAAGAUGGUGGUAUUUGUUGGAGAAUGCGGUGACACCGAUUACGAAGGACUGGUUGGCGGCGUACACAAAAGUGUGAUAUUGAAAGGGGUGGGCAGUAGUGCAAUGAGUCAAGUUCACAACAAUAGAAACUAUCCUCUUUCAGAUGUCAUGCCACUGGACAGCCCCAACAUCGUUGAGGCCGCCACCGGAAGUAGCAGCGCUGAUAUCCAGGCUUUGUUAGAGAAAGCAGGAUAUCUCGCAGCAUGAAUAGUUUCAUCUGCGCCUGGUUAUGCCUUUCCUGAUCCACAAUGUUCAUAAAGUUUUCUUGAUACUCCCUUAUAUGUAACUACCAUACUCAUUCUCUUCAUCAAACAACAAUGCCCCCAUGAAGCAUAUUUCCUCUUGUUCCACUUAUGCUGCUUGUUGGUUUUGUACCUACACACCACAUCACAUCACAUUUUUAAUAAAGGGUUGUUCGCAUUGCAAUUUAUAUAUGCCUACUUUUAUUCAGGCU
Molecule: messenger RNA, 3588 nt
Organism: Arachis ipaensis
Lineage: Eukaryota; Viridiplantae; Streptophyta; Magnoliopsida; Fabales; Fabaceae
Gene: SPS1F
Product: sucrose phosphate synthase 1F
Biological process (GO): sucrose metabolic process
Molecular function (GO): sucrose-phosphate synthase activity; sucrose synthase activity
Source: RefSeq, a predicted model, not a curated record